Alternaria atra is the source of this 1473-nucleotide messenger RNA. RefSeq lists its product as uncharacterized. The transcript has a single exon. Gene Ontology annotation, molecular function: oxidoreductase activity. The coding region runs from base 1 to 1473 and encodes 490 amino acids. Lineage: Eukaryota; Fungi; Ascomycota; Dothideomycetes; Pleosporales; Pleosporaceae. The record is from RefSeq and is a predicted model, not a curated record. Gene Ontology annotation, biological process: lipid metabolic process.
AUGGCAACCUCCACUGCCCGCCCCCAGCAGCCUGCGCUGAGAAGGAACCAGACAGCCGAUUCGACUAUCAACUCAGUCUCGGCCUCGCCCUUUGACUCCCCAGCCGGCUCAGCCUCCAACACGUCGCUGUCCUCGCUGGACGAGCAGCCCCAGACCUCCAAGAAGUCAUCCCACGGAAAGCUUCUCGACACGUACGGCAACGAGUUCGAGGUCCCCGACUACACCAUCAAGCAGCUGCGCGAUGCCAUCCCCAAGCACUGCUUCGAGCGCUCCGCUAUCCGUGGUCUGGGCUACGUCGCCCGCGACGUCGCCUCGCUCGCCGCUACCUUCUACGUGUUCCACAACUACGUGACCCCCGAGACGGUCCCCUCCAUGCCCCUCCGUGCCGUGCUCUGGGCUGCAUACACUGUCCUGCAGGGCCUCUUCGGCACUGGUCUGUGGAUCCUUGCCCACGAGUGCGGCCACCAGGCAUUCUCACCCUCCAAGGUGCUUAACGACACUGUCGGCUGGUUCUGCCACUCGGCCCUUCUCGUCCCAUACUUUUCGUGGAAGAUCUCCCACGGCAAGCACCACAAGGCCACCGGCCACAUGGAGCGUGACAUGGUCUUUGUCCCCAAGACGCGUGAAGUAUACGCUACGCGUGUCGGCAGGGCGGUCCACGAGAUUUCUGAGCUGGCCGAGGAGACUCCUAUUUAUACCCUGCUCCACACCAUCGGCCAGCAGCUCGGUGGAUGGCCCAUGUACCUCAUUUCCAACGUCACCGGCCACAACAACCACGACCGCCAGAUCGAGGGCAAGGGCAAGGGCAAGAAGAACGGCAUGUUCGGUGGCGUCAACCACUUCAACCCCUCCAGCCCCUUGUACGAGAAGCGUGACGAGCACCUUAUCCUGCUCUCCGAUCUCGGUAUCGGUCUCGUUCUCGCUGCUCUCACUGUGGUCGGCAAGACCUACGGCUUCAAGAACCUUCUCGUCUGGUACAUCAUUCCCUACCUCUGGGUCAACCACUGGCUCGUCAUGAUCACCUUCUUGCAGCACACCGACCCCACCCUGCCCCACUACGACGCCACCGCCUGGACCUACACUCGUGGUGCCGCUGCUACCAUCGACCGUGAGUUUGGCUUCAUCGGACGUACUCUCCUCCAUGGUAUCGUCGAGACUCACGUCCUCCACCACUACAUCUCCACCAUCCCCUUCUACCACGCCGACGAGGCCACUGAGGCUAUCAAGCCCAUCAUGGGCCGUCACUACCGCUCUGAUACCAAGGAUGGCCCCAUCGGUUUCUUGAAGGCUCUGUACAAGAGCGCACGCUGGUGCCAGUGGGUCGAGCCCAGCGUCGGUGCCGAGGGCGAGGGUAAGGGUGUUCUAUUCUUCCGUAACCACAACGGUCUCGGUACGCCACCUCAGAAGCUCGAUGCUUCCGGAGCCAAGAAGGCUGCGAAGAUGGAGGUUGGCCCUGAGAGUGACAACGAGUAA